CUACGUGAUCGAAGACGCAAAAAAUAUGUUCUUCAGUGACAUAAUCGUCGCCUCAAUUGGUUUUGUUCUCGUCAUAUUUUUUGUAGCCGAAGAUGUGAAGGUGUUAAAAAAACACUCAUACUACAACAACACCAUACAAGAAAUAGUUUUGUACGAGGUGAACCUUGGGGAUAUCGAGUUGGAAGCAUUCAAAGACUUGUCAGUGUAUUUAUUACAGAUUUCCGAAAAUCCUUUGGAGAGAUUAAGGAACGGUGUUUUCGUCAACGUUUCAACGCAUGAGAUGUUACUGUUCGGUAACGACAUAAAAACGAUCGAACCUGGUACCUUCCAGGACUUGCGUCCUUUGGAAAAGGGCGGAAUUCGAAUGUUGUCUUUGUCAUUUAACAAACUGGGAGUUAUACAAAAUGGGAUUUUCACCAAUACAAAGUUUAGGCAACUUUUUCUGGUCGCUAAUGAUAUCAAAUACAUCGAGUCAGGUUCUUUCGACGGGAUGGUAAACUUAGUUGAGUUGAACUUGGAGGAUAAUCUUCUAGAGAGCGUUGAGGUGGGAAUUUUCCAAAAUUUAGCAACUCCCGCAUCAUGGGUGGACUUGUCUUUAGCCGGGAAUGUGAUAGAAUUUGUUGAUGUCUAUGCCUUUGAAAACACCACGCUUCAUGAUCUGGAUCUACGGGAUAAUCAGUUGGGAGUGCACUUACUUUGCCACAAUUACUUUAAAAGGACUAGCGCAAGCAAUGAAACAGGUUCUUGGGAAUUCAGCUGUCAGCAUGGUGAACUUGAAUGCUAUGGGAAUAAAGUACAUUCCUGUGCCGUAGGGUUGUACCCUGUUAGUCAAAGUACAAAUUUUAUAAUAUGUUCGAUGAAUUCCUCGGACGCAUCUUUGGACGCCAACAACGAAGCUUGUGCCACAUCUACCAACAUCUCAUGGACAGUAAUUCAAGAAUGCCUCAGUAGCGACCAGGGUGACGAAUUUCUAGCAGCAAACGGCAGACGUACGGACAAAUUGAUACCAAACGUCGUCAAUUCUAUACCCACCGUAGUCUUGAACGACGUCUUCAGUGCAGAACUUCGAAGGAUAUCAAUUGCAUACUUCCAAGAUACGUUGGUGUUUAUUUUGGAGCAAGUCCAGUGCGGGUUCUGCCAGUUUAGUGGGUCGAAUUUGGUUUCAGGUUCUGGCAAAUUUGUUGUUGGUGUCACUUUAUUGUUAGCGUUAUAUCAAAAACUGUUUGCCUUAAUAUAACAGCAGGUAAACUGAAACUUCUAAAAUAUUAGUUUAUUUACCAAAAAUAUAAUGCUGUUUUAUUAGUGUUCCUGUCCACGACGAAGUCAAAGGUUUUAUGU
Molecule: messenger RNA, 1338 nt
Organism: Anoplophora glabripennis (Asian longhorned beetle)
Lineage: Eukaryota; Metazoa; Arthropoda; Insecta; Coleoptera; Cerambycidae
Product: gamma-interferon-inducible lysosomal thiol reductase
Exons: 3
Coding region: 26-1237 (403 amino acids)
Cellular component (GO): extracellular matrix
Molecular function (GO): protein binding; oxidoreductase activity, acting on a sulfur group of donors, disulfide as acceptor
Source: RefSeq, a predicted model, not a curated record